GUGUGUGGCACGAACAUGACAUUGCCGUCCAUUAUCAUCCCACAGUAUACUAAAGAAAUGCAAGUGAUUACCCAGCUUGUGAGUGAACAUGGAUGGGGCAGCAGCUAUGCUGUUAAUUCAACAGAUAUUUCGAUAUACGCUUUAGCAAAUUGUUACCAAGAUCUUCCACCUAACGACUGUGUUCAAUGCUUCCUUAUAAGUUGUUCUAAACUCCCUACUUGUCUCCCUGCUGUAUCUGGUCGUGUUUAUCUUGAUGGUUGUUUCAUCCGUUAUGAUUAUUACAACUUCUUCGGGGAAACAACUGAUUCUUUCAAAGAUAAAGUGAACUGUAGCAGCUCCUUUGGAAGGGCUGUUACUGAUUCAGAUCAAGUGGCUUUGGCUGCUGCAGCUGGAAAUUUGAUUGAAAACGUGACGAAAAAAGCAAUUAAUGAGAGUGAUGGGUAUGCAGUGGGGAAAUUGAAUGGAAUUUAUGGAUUGGCACAGUGUUGGAGAACAGUGAGUAAACAAGGUUGCAGAGAAUGUUUGGACAAGGCAAGUGAAGCUAUAAAGGGAUGUUUGCCUAAUAGGGAUGCUAGAGCUUUAAUGACUGGUUGUUAUUUGAGGUAUUCCACUCACAAUUUCCUCAUUCAUCAUUCUCAGGCUACUAAUAAAGGCUUAAGCAAAGGUGUGAUAAUAGUUAUCGUUUUUGCAAUGAUAGCUUUCUCCAUGCUGUUUCUCUUUGUUGCCUACGUAGCUCGUAAAAAAUCGUUAAAGCGAAAACAAGAAUGCAUUAAUCUUGGCAAGAUAUCGAAUUCAUACAAGAGGUCCAGCUUGAACUUUAAAUAUGAAAAUCUUGAAAAGGCAACAAACUACUUUGAUCCAUCAACAAUAGUAGGCCAAGGAGGAAAUGGUUCUGUAUACAUGGGGACUCUUCCUAAUGGGAAGGUUGUUGCAGUUAAGAGACUGUUUUUCAAUACAAGGCACUGGGUUGAUGAGUUCUUCAAUGAGGUUAACCUUAUCCAUGGGAUUGAGCACAAAAAUCUUGUGAAGUUGUUGGGUUGCAGCAUUGAAGGGCCCGAGAGCCUCCUUGUCUAUGAGUUUGUGCCUAAUAAGAGCCUAGAUCAAUACCUUGAUGAUAAGAAUAAGAUAAAAGUUCUAAGUUGGAAAGAACGAUUACACAUCCUAGUUGGAACAGCAGAAGGCCUUGCGUUCCUCCAUGGAGGUUCAGAUAUGAAAAUCAUCCACAGGGACAUCAAGAGCUCCAAUGUACUUUUGGAUGAAAAUUUUGAGGCGAAAAUUGCUGAUUUUGGACUAGCUCGGUGUCUUGAAGCUGAUAAAACUCAUCUUAGCACUGGAAUUGCUGGGACAUUAGGAUAUAUGGCGCCUGAAUAUCUCGUAAAAGGACAACUCACAGAGAUGGCUGAUGUCUAUAGCUAUGGAGUGCUUGUUCUUGAAAUUGUUUGUGGAAGAAAAAACAUUUCUUUGGCAGACGAUGACUCUGGAUAUCUACUGCAAACUGUGUGGAAACUGUAUACAACAAAUCAAGUGACUAAAGCAUUAGACCCUAUCUUGAAAGAUGAUUUUUCACCAGAAGAGGUAUCAAAAGUCCUCAAAGUAGGGCUUUUAUGCACUCAAGCUUCUGUUACCUUAAGACCAUCAAUGUCUGAUGUUGUCCAAAUGCUAACAACAUUUGGUCAACCGAUUCCGGAACCAUGCCAACCACCAUUCUUACGUUCAAGCAGUAGCAUAAAAAGAUUCGUCUCCGAUACACUAUCCAAACUUGAUGAAUCUUGUAUCUCCUCUGCCAUGCAUAGCUCAUCAGAUGGACCACACAUUAACUGAUCAAGAAUUCUUUUCAAAACCGUCUCUACUGGAAACAUAUAUACAAAUUAAAAGAAGUGGAAUUUCAUGAUGUAUAUAAGUGAAAAUGAAAAUUUUGCACAACAUUUUUGUACCGUUCGAACUAGUAGUGAUUACAUGUUGCAUUUUUACGAUUUGAUUUUACUUUAACUCUUCGACUUAUUGUAUGAAAAUUCCUCUACAUACCCUUUUUAAAAA
Messenger RNA from Solanum verrucosum, 2037 nucleotides. RefSeq names its product cysteine-rich receptor-like protein kinase 42. The coding region runs from base 16 to 1821 and encodes 601 amino acids. Lineage: Eukaryota; Viridiplantae; Streptophyta; Magnoliopsida; Solanales; Solanaceae. Gene Ontology annotation, molecular function: protein kinase activity; ATP binding. The transcript is spliced from 6 exons. Gene Ontology annotation, biological process: protein phosphorylation. The record is from RefSeq and is a predicted model, not a curated record.